Lampris incognitus (smalleye Pacific opah) is the source of this 1461-nucleotide messenger RNA. RefSeq names its product dynein axonemal assembly factor 11 (gene dnaaf11). The record is from RefSeq and is a predicted model, not a curated record. Gene Ontology annotation, cellular component: cytoplasm. Gene Ontology annotation, biological process: outer dynein arm assembly. The coding region runs from base 1 to 1461 and encodes 486 amino acids. The transcript has 12 exons. NCBI's taxonomy places the organism in Eukaryota, Metazoa, Chordata, Actinopteri, Lampriformes, Lampridae. Gene Ontology annotation, molecular function: protein binding.
AUGGUUUUCAUCACAGAGGACAUGGUCCGACGGCGGGCCGAGCACAACAACUGUGAAAUCUUCUCCUUGGAGGAGGUGUCAUUACAUCAGCAAAAUAUUGAGAAGAUAGAACACAUUGAAAGGUGGUGCAGGGACCUAAAAAUCCUUUACCUUCAAAACAAUCUCAUUCCCAAGAUAGAAAAUGUUGGCCGCUUGAAGAAACUAGAGUAUUUGAAUCUCGCCUUGAACAACAUUGAAGUGAUUGAAAAUCUUGAAGGCUGUGAGAGCCUGCAGAAACUGGAUCUGACAGUGAACUUUGUGGGCCGGCUGAGCAGCGUGGAGUCAUUGAAGCAGAACCUCCACCUGACAGAACUCUUCCUGGUGGGGAAUCCCUGCGCUGAGUUUGAAGGCUACAGACAUUACGUUAUUGCCUCUUUACCCCAACUCAAGUGGCUGGAUGGAACCGACAUCAGCCGGUCGGAGCGGAUCCGAGCUGGCCAGGGCCUGGUGGCGGUGAGGAGUCGUAUCCUGCAGCAGGAGGCUGACUACAUGAGGAGGAGGGCCAAAGAAAGAGAGGAGGCCCUAAGGAAAGGAGUGAGACAAGAAGAUACAGGAGGAGGAGAAAAAAGAGAAAGCUUCGGCUCUCAGAGAGAGAGGAAGGCUGGCUCUGAUGAUCACUGCUACACAGACAUUAACAACACAGUUCUGGAAGGAGAGGUCAACCAGGAGAAGUGGUCAGACAAGGAGCAGGAGAAAGAGCCAGGCCUGAUGUCAGCAGAGGAGCAGGAGGAGAAGGAGUUCUGGGAGAGACCCUGUGCCUUCACCCCAGAGUCCCGCCUGGAGGCACACCACCACCUGGAAAAGAAGAGGAAUGCAAAGGAGAAGGAGAGAGAGAAGCCACCUAAGCCUCCAAGGACCCUGAUCACUCCUGAGGGACGAGUCAUGAAUGUCAACGAACCCAAGCUGAAGUUCUCUCUAACUGAAGACGAUGACGCCAACACCAUCGUUUUAGACCUGGCGGUGUACAGACACAUGGACACCUCCCUGCUGGAUGUGGACAUACAGCCGACGUAUGCCAGAGUAAACGUCAAAGGACACAUAUUCCAGCUUGUUCUGCCUGCUGAAGUGAAGCCUGACAGCUCCACAGCCAAGCGAUCCCAGACCACCGGCCACUUGCUCCUCACUAUGCCCAAGGCUGAAGGUGAAAUCAGAGUGGAAAAGACCGUCGUCCCACGGCCACCCAAAGCACGUCAAGGCAAAGACUCACCCGAAGGAAAUAAAAGGAAAGGCAGUGGGUGCGAGAGGCUGGAGGUGGACCCCAGUAAACACACCGCCAUCGACCUUGCCAACAUCGUACAGCUCGACCGUAACGUCAAGCAGACGCCGUUGGGGAUCGCCAGGGCCCAAUCGCCGACCACCUCAGAACAAAGCCGCUUCUCUGAAGGCUUUGUGGACGACCCCGAUGUCCCCCCUCUGCUAUAA